This is a messenger RNA of Colletotrichum godetiae, 433 nucleotides long. RefSeq lists its product as uncharacterized. Lineage: Eukaryota; Fungi; Ascomycota; Sordariomycetes; Glomerellales; Glomerellaceae. The coding region runs from base 232 to 420 and encodes 62 amino acids. The transcript is spliced from 2 exons. The record is from RefSeq and is a predicted model, not a curated record.
GGACACCGCUUCACUCCGCAUCGUACAAGGGCCAUAUCGAUGUAGUCAAGUUGCUUCUAGAGAAAGGGGCCGACGUCAAGGUUGCAGACAACGACGGAUGGACACCCCUCAACUUGGUCUCCAACGGUGGCCAUAUCGAUGUAGUCGAGCUGCUUCUAGAAAAGGAGGCCGACGUCACGGUUGCAGACAACAACGGAUGGACACCACUCAACUCCGCAUCGUGCAACGGCCAUGUCGAUGUGGAGGCCGACGUUACGGUUGCGAACAACAACGGACGGACACCGCUUCACUCCGCAUCGUACAAAGGCCAUAUCGAUGUGGUCAAGCUGCUUCUUGAGAAGGGGGCCGACGUCACGAUUGCAGACAACGACGGAUGGACAUCACUCUACUCGGCAUCGAAGGAGGGCCAUGUCGAUGUAGUCAAGCUGCUUCU